AUGACGUCUACGUUACCGCCCACAAAAACAAGUUUAGAUAAAUCUCCUGCAGAAAUUGCGCAAAAGCUAUUUUUUGAAGAAACAGGAAUCCAUAAGGAUGAUGUUCUGUUAUGGGUGAAAAAAGGGUUGUCUCAUGCGGAUGAUGGGGAGCUUUUUGCAGAAUAUACGAUUAGUGAAUCCCUUUCCCUUGUUGAUGGUGUAAUUCGGAACUCAAGCUUUGAUACAGGACAAGGUUUUGGAUUGCGUUCUGUAUUGGGAGAGCAGGUCAAUUAUGCUCAUACGAGCUCUUUAACAGCAGGUGCGUUAAAGGGCUUGUCGAAUACGAUUUUCUCUGCAAAUAAGGGUCAUCAAGGGGCUUUAUCCUUGUUUUCUUCAUCGCCUCAAAAGGUCUUAUAUACAGCAAACAACCCUUUGGGAGGAACAACUUUUGAUCAAAGGGUUUCUUUGUUGAAACAAAUUGAUGCUUACACACGUGAUUUAGAACCAAGAGUGUCCCAAGUGAUGGUAAGAUUAGGAGCUUCUUGGAAAGUUGUCAUGAUUGUGCGUCCUGAAGGCCAUAUUUUCUAUGAUGUACGCCCCAUGUCACGUCUGAAUGCUAGCGUUGUGGUUUCUGAGAAUGGGCGUCAAGAAUCAGGCUACUAUGGUGGCGGAGGGCGCAAAGAUCUCUGUUUUGCCUGCGAUCCGUCCCAUUGGAGAGCUGUGUGUGAUGAAGCGGUGCGUCAAGCAAUUGUUAAUCUGGGCUCUAUCCCUGUUGUGAUGUCAAAUGGUUGGGGAGGUGUUUUACUUCAUGAAGCCAUUGGUCAUGGGCUGGAAGGGGAUGCAAUCCGAAAGAAAACUUCUGUUUAUACAGAUAAAUUAGAGCAACGCAUUACGAUGCCUGGAGUGACUGUUGUUGAUGAUGGUACAAUUCCUGAGCGUCGUGGGUCUCUUACAAUAGAUGAUGAAGGGACAACAACACAGCGUAAUAUCCUGAUCGAAGAUGGAUACUUGAAAAAGUUUAUGCAAGAUCGCUUAAAUGGUCGUUUGGCGGGUGUGGGUUCUUCUGGAAAUGGGCGGCGUGAAAGCUAUACCCAUAUUCCGAUUCCCCGUAUGACCAAUACGAUGAUGUUGAGCGGACACCAUACAGAAGAAAAUAUCCUUUCUUCUGUAGAUCGGGGUUUUUAUGCGGCACAUCUUGGAGGUGGCCAGGUUGAUAUUUCUUCUGGAAAAUUCGUUUUUGAAGUAUCAGAAGGGUACCUCAUUGAAAAAGGAAAAAUAGGUGCUCCUGUAAAAGGGGCAACGCUCAUUGGUGAUGGUCUUCAAGUUUUGCAAAAACUGACGAUGAUUGGAAAUGAUGCAGAAUUAGACCCAGGCAUUGGAACAUGCGGAAAAGCAGGGCAAGGUGUUCCUGUUUGUGUCGGGCAGCCAACAGUACUCGUUUCUUCUAUAACAGUUGGAGGUACAGAUCGUGCGUAA
This is a messenger RNA of Stylophora pistillata, 1455 nucleotides long. RefSeq names its product metalloprotease TldD homolog. Lineage: Eukaryota; Metazoa; Cnidaria; Anthozoa; Scleractinia; Pocilloporidae. The record is from RefSeq and is a predicted model, not a curated record.